GGGAGGGGGCGGGCAGGGCCGAGGGAGGCUAGUGACACGUGUCAAUCAACCCCCCCGCGGGGGGCGCGCGCUCCGGGGCUCGCGCCGAGGGCUCGCGCCCCUGCCUCGUGCCUGCGCCGCUCGUAUGUAAAUGAGGGCGCGUGACGCGGGACGCAGAUGGACAAGGGGAGAGAGAGAAUGGCCGCUGCCGCCGCCGCUGCUGCCGCCGCCGCUCAGUGCCGGAGCCCGCGGUGCGCGGCGGAGAGGAGAGGCUUCCGGCGGGAGCUCGACUCGUGGCGCCACCGCCUCAUGCACUGUGUAGGUUUUGAGAGUAUUUUAGAAGGGCUUUAUGGACCACGGCUACGAAGAGACCUCAGUUUAUUUGAAGACUGUGAACCAGAAGAGCUGACUGACUGGUCUAUGGAUGAAAAAUGUUCAUUUUGUAACCUACAGAGAGAAGCAGUCAGUGAUUGUAUACCGUCUCUUGAUUCUUCACAGUCAACACCAACGGAGGAACUAUCAUCUCAGGGCCAGUCCAACACUGAAAAGAUUGAAUGCCAAGCAGAAAAUUACCUAAAUGCACUCUUUCGAAAGAAAGAUCUUCCUCAGAACUGUGAUCCUAACAUUCCCUUAGUUGCUCAGGAAUUAAUGAAAAAGAUGAUACGUCAGUUUGCAAUUGAGUAUAUUUCAAAAAGUGGUAAAAUUCAAGAAAAUAGAAAUGGUUCAAUUGGACCAAGUCUAAUAUGUAAAAGUAUCCAAAUGAAUCAAGCAGAAAACUCGCUUCAGGAAGAGCAGGAAGGCCCCUUAGACCUCACUGUGAAUCGAAUGCAAGAACAAAAUACUCAGCAAGGGGAUGGAGUGUUAGAUCUCUCUACAAAGAAAACCAGCAUAAAAUCUGAAGAGUCAUCCAUAUGUGAUCCUUCUUCUGAAAAUUCAAUGGCUGGUUCAACUGUUGAUGCAAAAUCAGAGGAAGCUACUAAAAUGGAAAAAGGAAAAUCAGCAUUAAGCAAAGUUUUGGAAUCUUUGUGCAUACGUCACCAGCAACAAGUUUUGGCCAUGUUGAAGUUUCUAGUCCAAGAGCAGAAUGCUGCUUCUCUUUGCUAUUGUAAUACAUCAUAUACUGUGUCUUCAGAAUCUCAAAAGCCCCUAACUGAAGAUGAUUUACAUGGUCUGUUCUGUAGUUGUGAAUAUAGGCUGGCAGAAAGAGGGGGUCUACAAAGUGAAAGGCAAAGCCCUGGUUUUGUGCCUCUGCCAGUCUGUAUUAAAGAUUUACGUUGUUUAACUUGCCAAACUGUAACUAUUGAGCACAUUAAGACAGUGGUGAAUAGAGGAAUUGCCAACAGUUAUAGUUCUCACAGGUGCUGUCCUGGACCGUUACCAAACCUUCCCUCUACAAAAUCGACCUUUCAAGCUCCUCUUUCAUCAAGGGAAGUAUGCGAUGUUUCAGUCCGACUCGAGGGUGUUUGUAGAUCACGAAGUCCGUCACCCCCACCGUUAUCACCUGUACAGACUGAAGGAUUUGAAAAACUGAAAGAUGUCGUCUCGGAGCUUUCAGCCUUAGAAAAUAACAGACUUGAAAUGAACAUUAACCAGCCUCCAUCUCUCAUACCAGCAGAAAUAAACAGUGACAAGGGUGAUCACGAAGGUAAAAUACAAAAAGCUAAGAAAUGCAGUAGCUCUGACUAUUUGCUCCUGGAAGACAGCGAUAAUUGUACUACGAAUCAUGAAAAAGGUGAAACUACUAUGAUUUUUCAAGAUUUAAUGGAUCGUAUUAAUGAAAAAUUAAAAUCGAUAGAAACUACAGAUAUGACAAACCUUAUAAAAUUUUCUAGCAGUGAUUGUACUACAGAUAAUGAUUUAAAAUUGAGAGAUUUAAUAGCCUCACUCUUGCAUAACGCUAAGGCCAGUGAUUACAGUUUUAUGGAAUUGCUGAGCCAACAUGAUAAAAAGGUAGAAAAUAAAAUUAUUCAGACAAGAUUUCGAAAGCGUCAAGAAACCUUAUUUUCAAUGCACAACUCUCCUGAUUCACCCAUGUUUAGAAGACACUCUUUACAAAUAAAAAGAGAACUUGCUAGUCUUGAUGAAAAUUUUGUAAGAAAAAAAUACACUGAAAAAAAUUCAAGGAAGUUGACACGCAAUGAUGAGAUAUUUUCAACAGACAAACAAUUCUAUCAUUGCCAAGGGUCUUUACAAAAUUCUAAAAGCUUGCAAGAUAAUAAUCAUGUAGAAACAUCAUUUUCACCAGAUUGUGCGUUACAAUCAUUGCAACUACCUCUUCAUAGUUUAGAGACUAACUUGGCUUUUGAUGCAUUUUCAGAAAGCUUUAAAACAACUUCCCCUGGGAAAAUGAGCAUAAGAAAAUCACAGGAGAAAUCUGCAGCUGGAAAAAAACUUUUGCAAAAUCACAAGGAGAAUCCAAAACUGGAGAAUACUGAAACGCCUCUGAAGAGUGAUGUUCCUGGACUUCUGAGCAGAACUAAACGAAAUAUUGUGCCCCCAGGGUGGUACUCUAUAUAUGUCACAAAUAAUUAUGUUUUCAAAAAGUCCCCUAAGGCCAAAAAAGUUUCUGAAUCUACAAAAAGAAAAGAUCCAGUAAAAAAUAUUCAAAUUGAAAGCUCACACAAUAUAGAUCUAAGCAAAAUUGCAAUGAAUUCUAACUUACAAGUUGUUGUGGAGCGUUUGGAAGACACGAUAAAUAUGGCCAAAAAGUCUUGGAAUAAUCACUCAUCUGAAGGAUGCAGGGCAUCCAAGAAAUUGAUAGAAAUUGAUGGUAAGGAUGAAAAUGCAGGUAGAAAUAUGACCCUUACUGUAAGCAGAAUGACAUGCAAAGAGCAGAGUUUAUCAAAAUCUGUGGUAGCGGCCGGCAAUAUCAAAAACAGUCAUAUGCCGACAAUAGAUCGGAAUAGCAAAAAACGUGUUAAUCUGGAAAAGUCAUCAAUUUCAGAUACAAGUAGCUUGAUUUCCAGUGUUACAAGUGUGCCAACAAAGUAUGAGGGCUUUGGAAGCUCUUCUUUUUCCAGCUAUUCUAGUCCCAUCAAACUCAUGUUUCUAUCUGAGGUUAAAAGCAGUGAAGGAGUCAAAUAUACUUUAACUUCAGUUGGUACUUCCAAGUCCAGUACUGAUCUUCCUUCUGAAGAAUGUCCAACUCCUCACGUAACUGACAAAAAACCAGAAACCAAUGAGGACGUCCCAAACGCUAACUUGGAAAAUCAUAGUUCUAAUCUUAAUGACUGUGACACUCUUCAGGGAGAACUAAAUAAAUUGAAUUGUGCAAGUGAAACUACAGAAUCCUCUGCAAUGCUUAUAGAUGACAUCAAUAGUGAUAAGCCACAAGACGAACCGAAGGAAAAUCCAAGCUGUGGUAUGGAUUCAUCUUUCAAACGAAAGCCAGGCAGACCUAAAAAAAUAGGUCCCCAGGUUGUGAAGCAAGCUAAGCGGCCAAUUGGAAGACCCCCGAAACCUAAGGCCGAGCAAACAGACAUCACCGUUUGCCAGAAUGAGUCCUCUAGUGCUGGAAAGAAAAGUCCCGAAUCUCUCCUAUCAGAAGUAAAAGAAGGUGUUCAUAAAAAGAGCAUCACCGUCACUGUUAUUUAUGGAAGGUCAAGAAGAGCUAAAAGACAUGUUUCUGAAGGAGCUGUGAACAUCAGCAGCGUUAGGUCUGGCAGCAAUCAGGUUGCUGAUUUUCCAGCUGAGUGUAGUGGCCUCAGAAAUACUAGAGAACCCAAGACUGACUCAGGUGAAAGAAGAAGUGCUGUUUCAAGUUCGACUACUGAAAGCGAGAUCUUGGGGUCUGGCUUUGAACACGUUAGGCCCAUCAAGAACAAGUCUGUGAUACCUCAACCUUCCAAGAACGUUGCUCGGCCGAAUCAGAAGCCUUCUGCAGGAACUAGGAAGCCUGGUCGGCCCGCAAAGGUGAAAAUCUCUGGCAUAUCUGUGACUAUUAACAGAGUUUCACCUCAGGAGAGAGAAGUGAGCAUUAGCAGCUGCCUGCCUCCUUUAGAACAAGAAAAUAUGUUAGAAAAACACGUAGCUGAAGAGAAGCGUGAACACCGGUGCAGUCAGGUGGGUGCAAGGCACGCCGACGCUGGCGCUGACGUAUGUGAGAAUGGAUCCAAAAGUAUGGUUGCCACUGUACCUUUGAGACAUUCUGUUAGGGAUGGAAAACCAUCUCUCCAUUUCUUACAUCCAUUCGCAUCUUCCAGCUCACUUCUUUAUGGAAACGCUCUGCUCCGUAAGUCAUAUAAACUCCAUUUGCAGAAAGGUAAAAGGCAGAAGGAAAGACAUAGGCAGUCAAGGAUAAAAAUAGCUUCGAAAGGUGCCCCGGGAACUAGGAACUCAAGGAAUGCAAAAAUGCGUUUGGAAGAUAACAAAUUAAUACCCAUUUCUGAAGUAUCUUUGGACCCUAUAAUCUCAUCAAACCCCUUGCUCAGGUGGUGGGCUGCUUCUACUUCAAACGAUUCCUUAUUAGAAGAAUUAAACAAUAGAUUUGAGCAAAUAACCAAUGCUUGGGUGCAAGUGAGCGGAGAUGAAGCUGAAAACUGUGUUCAUAAAAAAAGAGAACGCAUCGAAAAUGAUAAUUUCAAAAUAGCCAACCCUUUGGAAACCUGUCUUUUAGAACUUGAAGUUUCACCUGUAAAAAUGCUUUUUCGGAAAAAGUAUGAUUUGAACGAACUCUGUAUCUGGUUCAUGCAAACAACAGAAACACAGUCUCUUUCACUAGUUAGAAAGGCAAAUGCUCGAAACCCUUUGGAAGUAAUAAAUACCAGAGGAAUUAAACUAGGAACCAAAUAUUCUCAUUUUAAUACCAGCCCCUUCCGAAAGCACUUUAAAAAAUUUGCACUAUCUUCUCCUUCAAAAUCAGCAGGGAAGUUGCAUAUACUGCAUAAAAUGGUUAGCUCUCCACUGUUAAAUGUGAAAAGUAAUUUAACAUUAGCUAGAUUAAAAAGAACGGAGUUUAAGAGGUUACAACAUGAAAGGUGGAAAAGAGAGGGGAGGUUGUGCAACCAUGGAACAGUUGAUUGGAUCUCUAAAAGGAGGAACUUGAGGUUUUUCUGCCAGAACCAAUCUUUAAAUAAGACUGAGGGGGGAACAAAUGCUGACACCCCACUCCAAGGAAAAAACACCGUAGAAAAUCAGUUUAUCUUGCCACCUGAGAUCAGGGAUGACUCUCUGCAACAGAAGGUGGCAAUGUCUGACUUGAAAACACAUGCUAGUCGAGAGAAUAAUUUUAAGUCAGAAGCAAAGGAGAAUGGAACAAAUUGCAGCCGAAAAGAUUUCGAAAAGGGACCAAGACUAGGAAAUGUAUGUCCAAAUAAUUGGAAGUCAAAAACCCUAAAAGACUGUAGAAUAUUUUUGAGGAAGAUCAACUAUCUUGAACACAGAAAUGCUUUUAAGCUAAAUACAAUCAUUUACUCUCCUGAAUCUGUUGACAGUGGCGGUAAUCAUCAGACUCGCAUGGAAGAAGCAAAGCGCUUUACCCUAAGAUCCCGUUCUGCUAGGCAAAACUCUUUUAAAAAGCAGUCUAAAGAAAUAGAAAAUGCUAAAACAAAUAGUCCUUCAACCGAUAGAUUUCCUGGCCAACUUGACAAUAGUAAAUUAAAUAAAUGUGUUAACUAUGACAAGAAUCCUGAUAGUUCUGCCGCUCUUAGCAAAUUGAACAAAAGAAAAAGGCCACCAUGGAAGACCACAGAAAUGUCAACAAAAAGACAUAAACGACAGUCUUGCAACAGUGGACAAAUGGCAAACUAUUACUCAAAAUCCCAACUAGCGCGCUGCACAGGAGAGCUGACGAGCGCUUGAAUGUGCCCGAUGGGAGUUCAGCAAGCGGCCCCCUGAGCCCCACUAAGAUGUGCCUUACUCGCCCCACCGAACGGAAUCCGAGUCUGACAGCAGCGUCCCUCGCGAGCUG
Nyctereutes procyonoides (raccoon dog) is the source of this 5887-nucleotide messenger RNA. It is a transcript of the gene LCORL, whose product is annotated as ligand dependent nuclear receptor corepressor like. Gene Ontology annotation, cellular component: nucleus. The transcript has 8 exons. Gene Ontology annotation, biological process: regulation of transcription by RNA polymerase II. NCBI's taxonomy places the organism in Eukaryota, Metazoa, Chordata, Mammalia, Carnivora, Canidae. Gene Ontology annotation, molecular function: DNA binding. The coding region runs from base 157 to 5778 and encodes 1873 amino acids. The record is from RefSeq and is a predicted model, not a curated record.